GAUCACUUUCCGGUUGUUUCUGGGUGUCUCUGGUAUUCAUCAGCCUCUUUUUGCUGUCCUAUGUUGCUAUGAGGAAAGGARUCAGCAAUGACUGAUGUGGAGCCUGUGGUCACAGAUUUUGCAGCAUCAGGACGGGCAGGGCGCCGGAACGCCUUACCAGAUAUCCUGGGCUCCCCUGCUGGUGCUGGGACUUCAGACCUGCCACACAAACUGGCUGAGCUCUCUGUUUCAGAAGAUGCAGGAGCAGAGGGUGGAGAAGUGYCAUCAUCCAAAGCUUUGCUGGAAAGUCAAGAGGCAGAAGGAAAACACAAUGAUUCCUAAGACCUAAGGACUUCUGGGUUAAUGAAUCCCAUCAAAAGACUUCCCUGAUUUUCUGUGUCACCCCUUCUGAAGUGUGGUAGCAACUUUAGCAGCACAGACAUGAAUUUGCAAUGCACUUGUACCUAGAUGAUUAUGUGGAUGGCAUACAGUUUUUUCUACUGUCAUGCUUCAAAAGCRAUGUUCUACACAUCCAAACAGGAAGAGAACUAAAGAAUGUAUCUUUUGUUUUUUUGUUUUCUCUCUUGCUUUCAUUAUAGUAUUCAUCCUAAUUAAUCUUUGACAGUUCCAAUUMGUAUACCUAGCAGAUGUACCAGGAACUAAUCAUUGUUUCAGAGUAAAAAUCUGGUUUCUUAAUUUCCCAAACAAGUUUCUUCCUCUAUGACAGAGAGAUGUAUUCACUCCCCUCAAUGUGAUAUUAA
Messenger RNA from Malurus melanocephalus (red-backed fairy wren), 740 nucleotides. It is a transcript of the gene PKIB, whose product is annotated as cAMP-dependent protein kinase inhibitor beta. Bases 88 to 321 code for a protein of 77 amino acids. Gene Ontology annotation, molecular function: cAMP-dependent protein kinase inhibitor activity. The transcript has 3 exons. The record is from RefSeq and is a predicted model, not a curated record. Gene Ontology annotation, biological process: negative regulation of cAMP-dependent protein kinase activity. Gene Ontology annotation, cellular component: cytoplasm; nucleus. Lineage: Eukaryota; Metazoa; Chordata; Aves; Passeriformes; Maluridae.